AUGGCCGACCAAUCCCAGGAACAAAAAUUGACACUAACAUCUGCCCCAUCUACCUCAUACACUCAAAAAACAGCAAGGAAACCCGUCAUAAAGACAGUUAAGUCAACAACUACAAAAACAGCGACUACACCAACCAAACCAAAGACGUUAAGGCAGGUCUUAACAAUCCGCAAGGUGAGGAAGACCCAGCACGAGUCCCGGGCGAUAACUCCACACAAAUCCAGAAUCCAGACCAACCACCGAAGCAGCGAUGCCUUCGCCCUCUUCAUCCGCCAGCUCUGCCAUAGACAGCAUCAAGAAAUGGCCAUAAACUGGACGCAGAAUCCACCGAAAAUACAGGACGUGAUCCAACCUCACAGGAUAGCGAUAGCUCGGUAG
Molecule: messenger RNA, 378 nt
Organism: Danaus chrysippus (African queen)
Lineage: Eukaryota; Metazoa; Arthropoda; Insecta; Lepidoptera; Nymphalidae
Source: the annotation of a GenBank genome assembly